GUCCCGUUACUAUUUCCAAAUCAUUCUAAUUUUACUUCCCUCUACAUUCUUCGUUAGGAUAGAUCAUCGAUUCAUCGUGUGCGAGCCCGAGGGGAAUUAGCUUUGAACUCGUUGGUCUAAGAUUCAGGCGGUGAGACUAGCUCUGAACUUGCGCAUCCCCAGCCCUAGCAGUUUGCGUAUACUUUCAACUUUUGAUUGCAUUCUCUCUCUCCAGAGAAGAGAAGAGGAGGGAGAAGAGGAUGUCGUUUAAGAAAGAACCCUGCAGAAACUUUCAGCGUGGUCAUUGUCGAUUUGGCGAAGCGUGUAGAUAUCUUCAUGUGACUCAGCAACAGCCGAAAUCUAAUGUCUUUGGAUUUGGGACCCAAACUGGUUUAAGUCAACAGAAAAAGUCAAAUCCUUUAGGAUUUGGGACUCAAACGGGCUCUCACCAACAGCAGAAGUCCAAUCCUUUUGGCUUUGGUGUUCAGAGCAGUUCUCACCCAAAAGCGGGUACAGAUUUUGUAUCCAAACAGAAUCAAUCCAAGCUUUUUCAAAAUACAUGGACUCGUUCCACCUCCACACCUACUGGUGUUGCCCCACAGAAAUCUGAUAAUGAGACUCAAGCAGCAAAUCAUAAGUGCACUGACCCUGAGGCUUGCAGACGCCAAAUUGUAGAAGAUUUUGAGUCUGAAAGACCACUUUGGAAGCUAACAUGCUAUGGUCAUUCGAAAAAUGCACCUUGUGACAUUGUUGGUGAUAUUAGCUAUGAAGAAUUGCGGGCAGCAGCAUACGAUGAUGCUAAGCGUGGGUUGGAUUUUCAGUCAAUAGUUGAGAGAGAGAGGAACUUACUCAGUUCCAAGUUAGUCGAGUUUGAUAACCUCCUCCGUAAGCCAUAUGCAGUUCUACCAGGCCGUUCUUCUAGCCAAACCCCUUUUUCUGGUGCCAGACCCAAUUCGUUUCCACUGACUGCUCAAAAUAGUCCCCCUCCUUUGGUCUCGAGCUUUAAUCAACUAGGUGCAUCACAAAAUUUGGGUCUCGGAAUUAGGCCCUUUACACCAUCUAACAAUGCUUUUGUGCAACUAAAUGCAAACCCAUAUUCUAGCCAGGCAUCAAAUACAUUUGGAACAAACAAUAUGCCACAUAGAAGUGAAGGUGCAUUUAAUGGCCAAAUUCCUGCCCAGACACGUGGAAGUUCCUUUACAUCUAAUAUAGCAGGCUUCAACAACGGUGAUGACAUAAAUGCUGGAAGUAUAUCUCCAGCAGCACCUGCUCAAAUUUCAAAUUCAAGCAGUAACCACUCACCUGUCGUUCCAAAUGGGCCCAACUUUAGUGCAGGUGAACCAGCAAACACAGAUGUUCAGUUCAUGAAUAACUUGCAAACAGAAGAUGUGUCUGGGAACUUGAGUGUUUGGUUAAAAGAGAGAUGGAAUCCUGGAGAGAUUCCAGAAGAGGCACCUCCAGAUGCAUUUGUCUAGCAAGGAUACUUGUGGGUUUAGAUGGAAGAGGUUCUUAGUAGUUUUCUAUAAUCUAACAAAUCAAAUAUAUUGUCGUUACUUGCAAAAUAAGCAUCCUUAGGAACGUAGCUGCAGAAAGACUGGAUCAGUCUCCCAGCUUGUCAAGAAGAGAGAGUUGCACAUUUGAAGCAAAGCAUAGCGAUGUUAUGGCCCUUAGCACUGGAAUUUGUGAAUUAAGCCCAUUAUUCAUCUAUUUGAAUACCGACAAGAUUUGAUCGCCCGAUGUUUUAAAUGAACUUACAAAGAUAAUAACCACUUCGUUAUAAAAAAGAUAAUGUUCUCUUUGCCGUAA
Juglans regia (Persian walnut) is the source of this 1785-nucleotide messenger RNA. Its product is annotated as zinc finger CCCH domain-containing protein 16. The record is from RefSeq and is a predicted model, not a curated record. The transcript is spliced from 10 exons. Bases 240 to 1454 code for a protein of 404 amino acids. Lineage: Eukaryota; Viridiplantae; Streptophyta; Magnoliopsida; Fagales; Juglandaceae. Gene Ontology annotation, molecular function: metal ion binding.